UCAGAGCGCCUGAGAUUGAGUGGGCGGUUUCUAGCGCCGCGACCACCACCUCCGCUGCCUCCGGGUCGGCCGCCGCCGCCGCCUCCCCCGUUGCCUCCUCCCCCGCCGCCGCCACCGCCGCCGCCACCCUCUCCGGCUCACUCGCCGCCUUUGCACGACCCGGGCCCGCUAUCCCUGAGAAGAAGCUGUAGUUGGUCUACCUCGCGGGCCCGGGGCACUGCCAUGGCGGACGGGGCCGGGGGCGCGGGCUCGGUGGGCGGGGGCGGAGCAGGCCAGGCCUCGGCGGGGGCGGCGGCGGGCGCGGCGGGGACUGGCGGAAGCGGUGGAGCCAUCAACCCGGCCUCACUGCCUCCCGGAGACCCGCAGCUCAUCGCUCUCAUCGUGGAGCAGCUCAAAAGCCGGGGCCUGUUUGACAGCUUCCGCCGGGAUUGCCUGGCCGACGUGGACACCAAGCCAGCAUACCAAAACCUGAGGCAGAAGGUGGAUAAUUUUGUGUCAACACAUCUGGACAAACAAGAGUGGAAUCCUACAAUGAACAAGAACCAAUUGCGAAAUGGUCUGAGGCAGAGUGUGGUUCAGUCAGGCAUGUUGGAGGCUGGAGUGGACAGAAUUAUUUCUCAGGUGGUGGACCCUAAACUAAACCAUAUCUUCAGGCCACAGAUAGAACGAGCAAUUCAUGAGUUCCUGGCAGCCCAGAAAAAAGAAGCUGUGCCAGCACCACCCCCAGAGCCGGAAAGCCAGGACCCCCCAGCUCCAUCCCAGGAUGCUUCCUAAGACUAUGCCUCCCACUUUUUGGACGCUCCCUUGAAUUAAUGGUGAAAAAUGGAUACAGAUACACGGAGUACAACUUCAGAAUGAAGAGGAGACAAGGUCACCACUGACUUCAAGAUUCAGCCUCGGCUGGAGAGUGGCAUCCAGGCUGAACAGGGAACGGUUUGGCAUUAGGAAAGGAGAGCCUGUGUGUCCCUUCACGGGCUGCCGUCUGGCUAGCCUGUCCCAAGGGGGUGACACUCAGUAAACACUACAGAGACCGAGAGAAACACUAGCAAUUUGGUGGUGUCCUAAAACAGACCUUAUACUUGAACUUGGAAGCUGCAGAUUUUAGUUUGUGCUUAGGAAUAGGAAAA
This is a messenger RNA of Condylura cristata (star-nosed mole), 1127 nucleotides long. It is a transcript of the gene BOD1, whose product is annotated as biorientation of chromosomes in cell division 1. The transcript has 4 exons. The coding region runs from base 223 to 774 and encodes 183 amino acids. The record is from RefSeq and is a predicted model, not a curated record. NCBI's taxonomy places the organism in Eukaryota, Metazoa, Chordata, Mammalia, Eulipotyphla, Talpidae.